This is a messenger RNA of Fragaria vesca subsp. vesca, 1620 nucleotides long. RefSeq lists its product as uncharacterized. The transcript has 2 exons. Gene Ontology annotation, molecular function: ADP binding. The record is from RefSeq and is a predicted model, not a curated record. The coding region runs from base 97 to 1026 and encodes 309 amino acids. NCBI's taxonomy places the organism in Eukaryota, Viridiplantae, Streptophyta, Magnoliopsida, Rosales, Rosaceae.
CAAGGACUGAAAACAGAGCUUCCCCUCUUCGAGUUCCCAAAAGUAAGACGUGUGUAUUUGAGUGAUCUGCCCAAACUUUGUAGAUUCUAUCCAGGAAUGCAUGUUUCCAAGUGGCCGUCACUCACAUAUCUGUACAUGUGCGGAUGUAAUAGAGUGAAGAUGUUUGCCGCAGAACUUCCAAAUUUUAAGGGUCACCCUCUAAUUGAACAAUCUCUCUUUCUAAUUGAAAAGGAUUCAUUUCCCAACUUGGAAUUAUUAGACGCGGACUUGUCUGACAUAUGGUACGGUCCAUCAUCCCCAGCAGAGUUCUUUAGCAGACUAAAAUCUAUUACGUUUGGCUCUCUGUAUGGCUCUCGCGAUUGGACGACACCUUUCUCCAAGCAAGCCACAAUAGAUUUUCUUCAGAAAUUACAGAAGCUUGCUACACUUUGCGUCAGGCGCAAUGAUUUCACGGAACUAUUUGUCAGUCAAGAAAUUAACAGCGGUGAGGAGAUACAUCCAGUUGGGCUCUCAGGUGUAAAAACUUUAGAGAUCUAUUGCAUGGACAAGCUCCUGCAAUUAGGGAACGGGAACUCUCAAACAGCCGGCCCACUUUUCCCAAACUUAGGCACUCUUGAUGUGGGUUAUUGCGAGUUGUUAAAGAGCCUAGAGUCAUCCUCAAUAUCCUUCCGCUAUCUAACAAAUCUGAAAGUACAAAUGUGUCGAAGAUUGGAGUACUUGACAAGUUAUUCCGUAGCUAAGAGCUUAACACAGUUGACAAGACUGGAAGUGGAGUAUUGUUAUGUGCUGAGAGAAAUUAUAGGGGCAAGCAACGAAGAUGAUCAUGAUACAGAAGGGACUUGUGAGAUUGCUUUCAGCCGCUUGCAAUAUGUGAGACUUUGGGAGCUACCAAGUCUGCGAAGCUUUUGUUCGGGAAAUUGCACUGUCAGACUCCCGUCCUCAACAGAGUUAGAUGUCAUGGCCUGCCCGAUUGAGUUGAAGAUUUCUUCUGAAGGGGUCCUGCUCAGUAAUGAAAUACCAAAUUAACAAGAGGAUCUAGAUGAUGAUUAUAAUGAAGGAGAUAAUUGAUUAAUUAUCAUUGAAUUUUAUGAGAGUGUGGAGGAAGGUAUGAAUUCUUUCACAUUUUAUUUAUUUCCAGUAGCUUAAUUUUUUUUAGUGCUGCUAUUCUGUCACUUUUCUCACUCUUGACACUUUAAACAUUUCUGUUGGUAAUCCUAAAUUGAUCUCUGAGAAUAUUUUCAAUGCAUUAUGGGGAUUAUCAUUACUAGCGUACACUACAAAAAAAGUAGGCAGCACCCACAUUUCUUAUUUGUGGACAUUGAUGGAUACAAAUUUACUGACCAUCUUUAUUUACCCAUUAAAAUACUCACCUUCUUAAUCUAUUGACACAUGUCUAUUUUAUUAUCAAGAAUAAAGUUAAAUAAUUUAAACUGUCAAUAAACUAAAAAGAUAAAUAUUUUGAUGGCAAAUAAAAAUAUCAGUAAAUUUGUAUCCGGAAUGUAGUCACAUUUACCCACAUUUUUUCACGGGGAACGCAGUUUGUCACUGUGCAGCAACAUUUAAUGGUAUUGCCACAAAGUCACAAUUCCCUUGUAUCCUUUAGACUUCACAAUGGGCCCA